Molecule: messenger RNA, 777 nt
Organism: Penicillium soppii
Lineage: Eukaryota; Fungi; Ascomycota; Eurotiomycetes; Eurotiales; Aspergillaceae
Exons: 1
Coding region: 1-777 (258 amino acids)
Source: RefSeq, a predicted model, not a curated record
AUGGACGCACAAGCCUACCUAAUCAAACACGGCUGGUCUGGCCCCGGCAACCCGCUCAACCCAUCCUCUAGACCAGGCCUUCACGGUGGUCUCGGCCUCACCCGACCGAUUCUCGUCGCACGCAAAUCCAACAACCACGGCGUAGGCAAGAAGACAACAAAAGACGCAACGAACCAGUGGUGGCUGCGCGGUUUCGAAGACGCUCUCAAGGGCGUCGGCGACGACAGCUAUGAAGCGACCUCAGCACGCCAGAAUAAUGCCCUCACCAGUGAGCUUUAUCGUCAUUUUGUGAGGGGGUCUGGGUUGGCGGGGACGCUUGAUCCGAAGAAGGAGAGUGAGGACACAUCUGCGUCUGCGCCUGCGUCUGCAUCAAAGCGCAAGCGUGAAGACAGCAAAGAUGAUUCUAAAGCUGGGAAGGCAGCUAGGAAGGAGGAGAGGGCUGUUAAGCGGGCGCGGAAGGUCGCGAAGAAAGAGGAGAAGGCCGUGCGGAAGGAGGCGAGGCGGGUGAAGAAGGCUGAGAAGGCCGAGAGGAGGGAGGCGAAGGAGGCCGAGAAAGCUGCAAAGAAGGCGAAGAAGGCGGCGGAGAAGACUGCGGAGGAAGAUUAUCCUACGCCUAUGUCGAUUGAUCCUGAGUCUGAACAGACGGUGAAGGUUGAUUUGGAUGAGGCUGCUGCUCGACUACGGGAGAAGAAAGAGAAGAAGGAAAAGAAGAGUACGGAAGGCUCAGACUCAAAAAAGAAAUCUAAAAAGGAUAAGGAGAGCAAGGUCAAGGCCUGA